Messenger RNA from Cyprinus carpio (common carp), 1692 nucleotides. RefSeq lists its product as uncharacterized. Gene Ontology annotation, cellular component: nucleus. Lineage: Eukaryota; Metazoa; Chordata; Actinopteri; Cypriniformes; Cyprinidae. The record is from RefSeq and is a predicted model, not a curated record.
GCUUUGCUCUGUUUUUUUGUUAUAAGUCAGAAAUGACAAGAAGGCAGCUUCCCGCAAUAGAAAGUCAAUGGAGAGCAUUGGAUUGCACCCCCCAGUGUGGGCGUGACCUAAAUGCGCUCUGGGGGCGGAGCCGAUGAGAGUCGCUUACGUGGCUAUUUCUUUCCUGGCGCUCUUUCACACUGUUCAGACUCGGUGGAAAACUCCUCCAACACAAUAGAGAGCACAGACCCCAUGAAAGUGAAAGAGCAAAGACAAUAGCUGACUGAAGAGGAGGAGGAACACAGUGACUUCAGAACUCAAAGAUAACCAAACAAAACGCUGCUCACAUUCAGCUGAUUGUUCAGUGAUGGAAAAUUUUAAAGAGCACCAGAAAACACAUAAUGAUGUGAGAGAUCAUGUGUGUUGUGAGUGUGGGAAGAGCUUUACUACAGCUAGCAAUCUGACACUGCACCAAAGAAUUCACACCGGAGAAAAACCUUACAAGUGCUCUUAUUGUGACAAGAGUUUCUCUGUGUCAAGUUCUCUGAAAAUACACGAGCGAAUUCACACUGGAGAGAAACCGUAUCACUGUACUCAGUGUGGAAAGAGUUUCAGAUGUAAAACUGCUCUCAAUGUUCAUCUCCUCGUUCACUCUGCCGUAAAGCCAUUUACAUGUGAUCAGUGUGGUAAUGAUUUUAAAUUAUCAAAACAUCUAAAAAACCACAUGAAAAUUCACACAAAUGUGAGACCGUAUGCAUGUUCAUUUUGUGAAAAGUGCUUUUCUCGGCUGGAUCAUUGUAAACGGCACCAGAAAACACACUACAGUAAGAAAGAUCAUGUGUGUUGUGACUGUGGGAAGAGCUUUACUAGAGCUGAUCAUCUAAAACAGCACCAAAUACUUCACACUGGAGAAAAACCUCACAAGUGCUCAUAUUGUGACAGGAGUUUUAAUCAGUCUGGAAACCUGAAAGCACACGAGCGAGUUCACACUGGAGAGAAACCAUACUACUGCCCUCCCUGUGAGAAGAGCUUCGGAUUUUUAAAAAGCCUUGAAAAACACAUGAAAAUAUGUCCUAAUUUGUCACAGUGAGGUAUAUUUUAAUGUUAGAACAGUGUGAGAUAAACAAAAUAUUGAGUUUCUCUCAAAAGCACAAAAAACAUCUAGUUUAAUUUUGUGAAUUUUGACUUGUUCUUAGUCUGAUUAAGGAACUAUAGAGUGUAGGACGUUAAAGCUAUAAUGAGAGCAGAACUGAGCAAAAGCAGAAGAAAAGCAGCGGGCCCCAAAGGCAACAUGGAUGACCGUGAAUCACAUAUCCUGCCGCCAACAAGUCUGGAGCGAAAUACCGGCUGUCUCCUUCACAGAAGAAGAUUGUUAAAUCUAGGCAGAUAACUCAAGAUUAAUGGUGGAAGAGACGACACAUGUGACUCUCGUGAGGAAAGCCAUGGGUUCCUCCCAAGGACAGAGAACCCAAAACCUUUUGGCCUUCCUCACAGAACAGAACAGAAGCUGCCCUAACAUAUCAAAAAUGCAUAAGAUCAUCCGACUUAUAACCAAACAUCAUUCCACUGCAUAAUGCCAGAUCAUCUGUGUAACCCAAUCAUUUAACUAUCCUGUUUUAAUAACUUGUUGUUCAUGUGCAGUGCUUGAAGUGGGAAAAAAGUGCCAGUACUCCUCCUACCCCCUUUUCAAAAAUAAAAAUAAAAUAGAAAUAA